AAACACCUAUCUUGGCCUAUAUGGCAUGCAUCAGUUUGGGAUAUACGGCAGCAGAUACUUUGAUGAUGGCCAUUUAUGCUCCUCUACAAGACUGGAAGAUUGUACUACAUCACUCUAUAAGCAUGUGGGGGUGUCAUAAUAUCAUUGCUGGACCUACAUUGCAGUAUUUUGCCAACAUGGUGUUUCUGACGGAAUUGUCCACCCCCUUUGUGAAUAUGAGACUGAUCCUACACACUCUGGGCCACCGACGUUCACUGCAGUACAAAGUAAACGGCUUGGCCAUGCUGCUGGUGUUCUUCCUUUGCCGUGUCGUCACCAUCCCCAUUCAUUUCCGAGCGAUUCCACACAUGAAGACAGGCGAGGUGUACAAACUUGGAACUGGCGCUCUGAUUAACAUCUCUGUUCUGACUCCCACCAUGUGUGUGUUAAACAUAUUCUGGUUCAUCAAGAUGUGCAAAGGAGCAUAUCGCGUACUAUAUGUUCCCAAGAUGGAUACGGAGUGAUUUUCAGUUACCGUAGAAGCCAGUUAAUUGCACAACGGAUAACUGCACACUUCUGUUAAUUGCAGGGAAUCCCAAAGUCCUAUAGUGAUGUGGUCCAGGUGAAUAAAUUCGCUUUGUUGCACUACCCGGAUAAUUGCACGAAAUGUGUUGGCAAAUGGCGAGUGCAAUGAAACGGCUUCUACUGUACAUAAAAUUCAUUUUCAAAUUAAUCAAUAUAUGCCAAUACUUUACUGAUGUUAUGCACAGAUGAUAAUUAUAGCUUUUUGAAAGUACGGUAUGCAAAUGUGUGCUAUUGUUCUAAAUUAAAAUAUUGAAUUAGCUAAACGCAGCAAUACACGUAUUUGUUAUGCAUGCGCGUACUAAAAUAGACUCCAUUGUACGCUUUUGGUCUGUAUCGCGUUGUGUGUGCUCCCAAGAUGGAUAUGGAAUUCGCAGUCAGUUUAAAUCUAUUUCAAAAUUAAGCCUCUUAUGACAGUACUUGCACUGAUCUAAUGCACAAAUUAUGAAAGCGUCUUCACACUAUUAAUUACUUGUUUAAACUAUUGUAUGCAAAUGUGUGCUAUUGUACUUCAUUGAAAUCUGUAACCGAAUAAA
This is a messenger RNA of Branchiostoma floridae (Florida lancelet), 1097 nucleotides long. Its product is annotated as TLC domain-containing protein 4-B-like. The record is from RefSeq and is a predicted model, not a curated record. Gene Ontology annotation, biological process: lipid homeostasis. Gene Ontology annotation, cellular component: endoplasmic reticulum; membrane. Lineage: Eukaryota; Metazoa; Chordata; Leptocardii; Amphioxiformes; Branchiostomatidae. The transcript is spliced from 4 exons. The coding region runs from base 21 to 503 and encodes 160 amino acids.